UCUGUCUCCUGAUUCCAAACUGGAAGCUGGCUCCACAGAAGAGGGGCCUGGAGACGGGUUAAUGUAGGAGGCAGGGAACCAUGUUCCAGAGAGGAGGCAGUUAUUAUUAAAUAUUUAAAAAAAUAAAAUAAUAUAAACUCAAUAGGAAACCCAUCAGGGCCUGAAGCCUCAUGACUUUGCAUGGAUUUAAUUCAAAGGAAAAUGUGCUCUAGACUGAGAGGUGCAUCAAGCCUAUGAAGGAAUAUGAAGAUUUUGAAGGAAAGUCAUUCUGACAAUGAUUUAGACUGAUAAAGAGAAGAGUAAACAUUUCUACAAAUAUUUUAAUAGCUACUGGUUUAAAAACCAGAUUGCCAGAGGAAUCAAUACUUUGAAGGUUUCAGUUGGUGUGCUAAAAGCCUGCUUGGUUUCUCACCAUAAUCACAAUAAUAAACAGCACAGGAAGGCGAUAUCAGACCAUCGAGCAGCUCUGACUGAAGGUUUUAUCGUUGUUUCAUUGACCUCUCUGAUGGCUUUUUGACAUUUCUUGAAUCAACAUCGUGAAUUUGAGUUUAAAAUUAACUGAGUUUGUUUUUGUGUCACGAUGAACCGUGAAAGAAGGAUUCCCACCUAGAUAUACUUUGACAGAUUCCCGUGAUACUGAAUGAGAAACUGAACUGCUACGGAUUAAAAAAAAAAAUCAAUUGGAUUAAAGCAGUGAAGGGAUUAAAUUGACGAUCCGAAAGAUCAAGUGGAUUGAAUCUCCGUGGUAACGAGUUUAAUUAUCCCACGGGAUAUUAUUGAUCAAUCUGUGAUUUGCUGUGAAUGUUUAAUUUAAACAUCUGACUGAUUGCAGGGUGCUUGCGGAAAUCGACCGCAAUCAUUAAAAACUGAUCAAUACUGCCCAGAGUACUGCUCGGUGAUCUUUCGGUUAUGGGUCAGCUGUGCAGAAUAUUGAUCAGUGAUCAGGGCUGUUCCGGAUGUCCUGUGAUGGCAGCUCUCUCUCUCUCUCUCUCUUUCUCACACACGCACACCGAGCCGCCUGCACGCGCCUCUCUGAUCGCUCUCGUUGGUUUGUAUCAGCUGAUCGGAGCGGGUUCGGCUCUGGGUCCGGCUCCGGGUCGGGAUCCCUGUACGGUUCCGAUCUAAUCCGGCUUCGUCUGGUUUGGGCUCUUUGUUCCGGAACUUUUCGGACUCUUCGGUGAGCUGUUAGCCGUUAGCCUCUCCUAGCUGCAGCGGAUCGAUUCUUUCCUCGGAACCUUCCACAGCACAGUUCCUGUUUCAACCCGAACCGUUCCCCGGCUGCCCGGCCCGGACUCUCGCUCUGCUCCGGGCCGACAGGCGGCUCGGUUCGGUUAGUGGAGCGGCUGAGCUAACAAGCUAACAGUUAGCCUGAGCUAGCUGCUAGUAUGCCCGCGAUGCUGGAGAGGAACCCAGAGGCUUCGGGCAAGAGGAGAGGCCGAGCCCCGGGAGGAGGGCCCGUCGGCGGAAAGAGUCUGUCCGGUAAUGGACCCAGUACCAACAGCUGCUGGGAAGAAGGAAGUUCAGGCUCGAGCAGCGACGACGAGCAUGGUGGAGGAGGGAUGCGGGUCGGACCGCAGUACCAGGCCGUGGUUCCCGACUUUGAUCCGGAUGUAGCCCGGGCGGCUCAUCUCCGGGAGAACCAGGGGAUGUUGGUUUGGAUCCCCAACAGCUGCCUGAAUCAAACACAGUUGGACGAGUACAUCGCCAUCGCCAAAGAGAAGCAUGGCUACAACAUGGAGCAGGCGCUGGGCAUGCUCUUCUGGCACAAACACAACAUCGAGAAGUCUCUAGCCGACCUGCCAAACUUCACUCCGUUCCCCGAUGAGUGGACAGUGGAGGACCGCGUUUUGUUCGAGCAGGCCUUCAGCUUCCACGGGAAGAGCUUCCACCGCAU
This is a messenger RNA of Haplochromis burtoni (Burton's mouthbrooder), 1894 nucleotides long. Its product is annotated as REST corepressor 2. Gene Ontology annotation, biological process: regulation of transcription by RNA polymerase II; negative regulation of DNA-templated transcription. Gene Ontology annotation, molecular function: transcription corepressor activity. Lineage: Eukaryota; Metazoa; Chordata; Actinopteri; Cichliformes; Cichlidae. Gene Ontology annotation, cellular component: transcription regulator complex; histone deacetylase complex. The record is from RefSeq and is a predicted model, not a curated record.